AUGAGGAAACAGCCAAGACUAUCUCGAAUCCUCAUUCUUCAGAGAUCCCUGUGUGUCUACCCCUAUGCGUCCUCGGGCGCUGGGUGUCGGGUGUUCUGUUUGUGCGCCGCUCUCCGGCCGCCGCGGGAACAUGGAGACGCUAAAGGCCGUGGCAAUGGACCAGUGAAAGUUACUGGAAGAAUCAGUGGCUUGACUGAUGGACAGCAUGGCUUCCAUGUCCAUGAAUUUGGGGACAACACAAAUGGGUGUACCAGUGCAGGUCCUCACUUCAAUCCUGAAGGCAAGCAGCAUGGUGGACCAAGUGAUGCAGAAAGGCACGUGGGAGACCUUGGCAAUGUGAUGGCUGAAGGAGGAGUGGCGGAAGUGGAAAUGGAAGACUGCAUCAUUUCUCUCAGCGGACCACACAGCAUCAUUGGACGUACCAUGGUGGUCCAUGAAAAAUGCGAUGACCUGGGUAGAGGGGGAGAUAAUGAGAGCAAAUUAACUGGAAAUGCUGGACCUCGUUUAGCUUGUGGUGUAAUUGGAAUAGCGAAGAGCUAAGUAUUGUACCUGAAAUGCUUGAGAUGACAGUGAUAAGUGGGCUGUAUUUCAUUGCAAAUGCUGUACUUGCCCUUCCUUGUGCAAGCAAAAGAUUUACCACUUAAUCUCACUACUACUCUGCAUUCUCAGUAUCACUUAAACUGGUGGAGACUGACAAUUUUGUAUGAUGUAUAUUGUAAUUAAAGUGACCCUGAUGGGAUGUCUCUGUAGUAUUCUGCUAAAGCAUCUGCUGUAACCAUUAAAUAUAAUCUUCAGUAACUGGAA
Messenger RNA from Aptenodytes forsteri (emperor penguin), 804 nucleotides. It is a transcript of the gene SOD1, whose product is annotated as superoxide dismutase 1, soluble. The transcript has 6 exons. Gene Ontology annotation, molecular function: copper ion binding; superoxide dismutase activity. Bases 1 to 540 code for a protein of 179 amino acids. Lineage: Eukaryota; Metazoa; Chordata; Aves; Sphenisciformes; Spheniscidae. Gene Ontology annotation, biological process: removal of superoxide radicals. Gene Ontology annotation, cellular component: cytosol; mitochondrion; nucleus. The record is from RefSeq and is a predicted model, not a curated record.